Messenger RNA from Mirounga angustirostris (Northern elephant seal), 7733 nucleotides. RefSeq names its product huntingtin interacting protein K (gene HYPK). Gene Ontology annotation, biological process: negative regulation of apoptotic process; protein stabilization. Lineage: Eukaryota; Metazoa; Chordata; Mammalia; Carnivora; Phocidae. The transcript has 6 exons. Bases 1556 to 1894 code for a protein of 112 amino acids. The record is from RefSeq and is a predicted model, not a curated record.
AAGCAUGACAGCGGUGCGGCGGACCUGGAGAGAGUCACCGACUACGCAGAGGAGAAGGAGAUCCAGAGUUCGAAUCUGGAGACGGCCAUGUCCGUGAUUGGAGACAGACGGUCCCGGGAGCAGAAAGCCAAACAGGAGCGAUGACAGAGAUGGAGAUCUCAAGAGCAGCAGCAGAACGGAGCUUGAGGGAACACAUGGGCAACGUGGUAGAGGCUCUUAUUGCCCUAACCAACUGAUUUGUGCUUUCUCAGACCCACUCACUGGAUUAUUUUAUUUCAAUAAAGAUGUAGCCUUUUUUUUUUUUUGCAGUUCUAUCAUCUUGGAUCGAGUGUUUUGUAUAUUAUACCGUAUUUUAUUGUGGGAAAUUUACAUGUUGGAGUAUAACUGAAUUUAAGCAACUCCCCCCGCCUCUGGCCUUAAUGAAAUCAUGUGAAGGAUCAGUGCAGAGUGGUACCUCAUGACCUCAUGUUCACAUGCAGAUGCUAGGUGGCAGGCCAGGCUCAUUCAUCUGACUAGCUUUCAGUGGUAUUCAGGGUACAUUUGGAAUUUCAGCAAAGUUGCUGAAGCCCAUGGCAUGGGUCUCUAGGGUGGUUUAUAUACCACCAAUCUUGUUCAUAAGCCACUUUUUUAAAAUGUUUUUUUUUAAGAGAGUGCAUGGUGGGGGUGGGUGUUGGGGGGCAGAGGGAGAGAGAGAAUCCCAAGCAGGCUCCACACCCAGCAUGGAUCCUGACACAGGGCUCGAUCUCAUGAUCCUGAGAUCAUGACCUGAGCCAAAAUCAAGAGCUGGGUGCUUAACCGACUGAGCGACCCAGGCACCUUAUUCAUAAGCCCCUUAGAGUUAGAAUUUAGGUACCGAAUUGGAAACAUGGUAAAUACAAUAAAAGAUAUCAAAGGUUAGGUCUUUUGCAGAAUUAAUCUAUGAAAGGCUUUGAUUUAUGAAGUUGAUUUAAUUGAAUUCUGAACCGCCACAACACUGUGCCUUACAUUCCAUUUCCCACCCUGGAGAGAAGACAGUUUUACUUUAAAAGUUGACCAACCUUUGGCCAAGUCAUCCUUGCUGAGCUUCUGUUUCCCCAACUGUAAAAUGAUACAUACCUGACAGGUUGUUUUAAGAACUUAAAGAGUUGGUGAAUGUGAAAAGCUUGGACUACUGCCUGCCUCAGAGUGGACACUCAAAUAGCAGCUAUAAACAUAUUCUUAAAAGAAUUUCAGUAUCUUAUUCUCAUUUUGGCUCUAGGAAAAUCUUAAGAUUGUAUCCGUCUGGCACACACAUAAGUGACUUAUACUCAGAUUAAUGUGUUAUUACCUCCUAGGAAUUUGUAUUCAUAGUCUUAUUUUAGGACAUGAAAGAUUUGUGAAUGCUUCUUCCAGUGGGGCAUUUAAAAGAUGGUGAAAAGACCUUGACCCUCUCAUUUUUUUAUGUAAUUGAGAAAUAUCCUUCCCACUGAUUAAAUGUCAUUCCUUAUAACCCCUAGGACUCCUAGUGCUCUGCCAUGUGCAUGGUGGUUAUGUAAUAAAUAUUAAGUGGAAAACCACUGAAUUUAACUCUAGCUUGAUGUCAUUACAUUGCAACUUGGAAAACACUAUACCCUCAUACAAGCUGAGUGUGGAGGGUACUGGUACCCCAUACCUGCAUGACUUUGGGAAGAAUGGUUUUGUUGAAAUGAUCCUCCAGGGAAAGCUUUGUGGAACAGCUGAGUCCUUCAACCAAAUACACUUUUGGAGUAUUCUCUUCAGCUACAGAAAGGCUUUAAAGGUAGAGCCCUAUAUUCCUGGUAAGCAAGAGUUCAAGCAGGAGAAGAAGAGAGCUGCUAUCCAACCAUCUAUUCAUCUAAUGGUGUUUUCCUGCCAAGACCAAGUCAUGGGAAAAUAUUCUUGUGACUACCAACACUAAUGAUAAAGAAGGUGAGCUUGAAUACAAUGAAAUGGAAAAAGACAGGUGGUGAAAUAAUAGAAAAAAUUCCCCCCAGACAGGCAGACGAUUACAUCCAUCACAAAUUCAUGCUAUUCCACCUCAAUUAUAUCCUUAAGGGAAUUAUUUGUAACAGUGUCCAGCACAUAAGGGUGACUUAGGUGGGAACAGAAAAUUAAAAUGUUGCUCAAUCCCUUUUUUAGUUCACCUGGAAUUUUUCAUGGCAGCCUUUAUAUCACCAUAUAACUCAAGAUUCUAAUCUUACCUAUUUCUACCUUUUCUUUUAGCAUAUGUGCUAUCAAACCUGCAAGAUAACGUCUCUCUCUUUUUUUAAAGAUUUUAUUUAUUUGACAGAGAGCACUAGAGAGAGCAAGAACAAGUUGGGGGGCAGAGGGAGAGGGAGAAGCAGGCUCCCCACUGAGCAGGGAGCCCGAUAUGGGGCUCCCUCCCAGGACCCUGGGAUCAUGACCUGAGCCAAAGGCAGAUGCUUAGCCAACUGAACCACCCAGGUGCCCCUCUUUUUUUAAAGAUUUUAUUUAUUUGAGAGAGAGAGCAGGUGAGAGAGAGAGAGAGAGAGGGGCAGAGGCAGAGGGAGAAUUAGGCUCCCUGGUGAGGACCCUGGGAUCAUGACCUGAGCUGAAGGCAGAUGCUUAACUGCUUAACCGACUGAGCCACACAGGUGCCCCAAGAUAACAUCUGUUUUACAAAAAGUGACACUUCCUGCGAAUAAAGUGAAAACUGACCAAAACAUUUUAUAAGAUGGAUAUAAUUUUGAUAACCAAACUGGACAGUUCAAAGGAAAACUUUAUGUGAAUUUCUCUUCAUAAACAUACAUUAAAAAGUACUAAAUAAUAUAAUAGCAAAUUUAUUCCAGCAACGUAAAAGCUAACAAAAAAAUUCUAAGCCAUCAUGACUUCAAAGGAUUUAGCUUGGGACCACAAGAACAGCUUAAGCUUAGAAAAUUAAUGGGGUCAAACGUAAUAUACUAUUUAAAGUUUAUAUAUAUAUAUAUAUAUUUUUAAAAUAUUUUAUUUAUUUAUUUGACAGAGAGAGAGACAGCGAGAGGGAGAAGCAGGCUUCCCGCUGAGCAGAGAGCCCGAUGUGGGGCUCGAUCCCAGGACCCUGGGAUCAUGACCUGAGCCGAAGGCAGAUGCUUAAGGACUGAGCCACCCAGGCGUCCCUAAAGUUUAUAUAUUUAAAGUCACAUAAUCUUAACAACAGAUACAAUAAUUAUGCUUAAUGAUAAAAUAUUAGAAGCAUUCCUUUAAAAACCAGUGGGCAUCUUUAUGUUGUUCCUAUCACACCUUCUAGUCAACAUUUUAUUAUGGUUCUAAUUAGGACAAUAAGAAAAAGGAGAAAGGGGUGCCUGGGUGACUAAGUCGGUUAAGCGUCUGCCUUCAGCUCAGGUCAUGAUCUCAGGGUCCUGGGAUCCAGCCCCAAGUCAUGCUCCCUGCUCAGCAGGGAGUCUGCUUCUCCUUCUCCCUUUCCCCAUCCACCUCGCUUGUUUUCUCUCUCUCAAAUAAAUAAAAUCUUAAAAAAAAAAAAAGAAAAGAAAAAGAGAUAAAAGGUGAGGACUAAAAAGGAAGAAGAAACUGUCAUAAUUUGCAGACUAUGGUUAUCUAUGUAUAAAAUACAAGAAAACAAACAGGCAAGGUAUUUAUUUAGAAUACUAAAUAAAUGCUGGAUAAAAAGUGUAUCCGUUUAAAAAAAAGCGGGGGGCUCCUGGGUGGCUCAAUCCUUAAGCGUCUGCCUUUGGCUCGGGUCAUGAUCCCAGGGUCCUGGGAUCGAGCCCCGCAUCGGGCUCUGUGCUCCGCGGGAAGCCUGCUUCUCCCUCUCCCACUCCCCCUGCUUGUGUUCCCUCUCUUGCUGUGUCUCUCUGUCAAAUAAAUAAAUAAAUAAAUAAAAUCUUUAAAAAAAAAAUAAGUGUACCUGUACAUUAGCUACAUAAAUUAGAAAAUGAAGUUUAAAAAUACUAUUUACAAUGGUAACUAAUCUACAAGAUACCAAGGAAUAAAUUCAACAAAUGAUGUACAAGGCUUUUCAGAGGAAAAAUAUAUAAUUAUAUUGGAAGAUACAAAAGAUCUAAAUGAAUGGAGAAAUAUAUCAUAUUCAAGUAUGAGAAGAUGGCAACUGUGCCCAAGUUAAUCAAUAAAUGCACGACCUAUAAUUUUAAUGCAGUUCCAUUAAUAGUUGUCCCCAGGCUGAUUCUAAAAUCACAUGGAAGAAUAAGAGGCCAAAAAGAACCAAGACAAUUCUGAAGAACAAGGGGAGGCUGAAGAAUUUAACACACCUCACCAAAGAAGAUACACAGAUGGCAAAUAAGCAUAUUUGCUUCAAAUCCUAUGUUGUCAGGGAAAUGCAAAAUAAAAUGAGAUACCACUGCACAUGUAUUAGAAUAACCAAACUACAGAGCUCUGACAACACCAAAUGCUGGCGAGAAUGUGGACUAACAAGAACUCUCAUUUGUUACUGGUGGGAAUGCAAAAUGGCACAGCCACUUUGGAAGACAGUUUGGUGGUUUCUUAUAAAACUAAUCAUACUCUUACCAUAUGAUCCAGCAAUUGCAUUCCUUGGUAUUUACCUAACAGUGUUGAAAACUAAGGUCCACACAAAAACUUGCACACUGAUAUUUAUUUCAGCUUUGUUCAUAACUGCCAAAACUUGGAAGGAACCAAGAUGUCCCCCGCUAGGUGAAUGAACUAACUAUGGUAUGUCUAGACGAUGUAGUAUUAUUCAGUGCCAAUCAGAAAUGAGCUAUCAAGCCAUAAUAAGACACAGAGAAAAUUUACAUACAUAUUAUUAAGUGAAAGAAGCCAAUAUGAAAAAGUUAUACACUGUAUGAUGCCAAAUACAUGACAUUUUGGAAAAGGCAAAACUAUGGAGAUAGUAAAAAGAUCAGUGGUUGCCAAGGGUUGGGUUGGGGGAGGGAUGAAUAGGCAGGGCACAGAGGAGUCUCAGUGCAAUGAAAAUACUGUGUGAUACCAUAAUAAUGGAUAUAUGUCAUUAUACAUUUGUCUAAACCCAUAGAAUACACAAUGCCAAGAGUGAACCUUAAUGUAAACUUUGGGUGAUUAUGAUGUGUUAAUGUAGUUUCAUCAAUUGCAACAAAUGUAUCACUCCGGUGGGGGAGGAUAAUGGAGGAGACUAUGCAUGUGCGGGGGCAAAGGGUAUAUGGGAAAUGUGAAUCUAAAACUGAUCUAAAAAAAUAAAGUCUCAGGGCACCUGGGCGCUCAGUCGAUUGAGAGUCUCCUUCAGCUCAGGUCAUGAUUUCAGGGUCCUGGGAUCCAGUGUCAGGCUCCCUGCUCAGCAGGGAGUCUGCUUUUUCCUCUCCCUCUUGCUCAAAUAAAUAAAUAAAAUCUUGGGGCACGUGGGUGGCUCAGUCAGUUAAGCAUCUGCCUUUGGUUUAAGUCAUAAUCCCAGGGUCCUGGGAUUGAGCCCUGCAUCGGACUCCCUGAUGCUCAGCAGGGAGUCUGCUUCUCCCUCUCCCCCCUCCUCCCUGCUUAUGCUCUCUGCUCUCUAAUAAAUAAAUAUUAAAAAAAAUAAAAAUAAAUAAAAUCUCAAAAAAAAAAUAAAGUCUUGGGACGUCUGGGUUGGUUAAGUGUCUGCCUUCGGCUUAGGUCAUGAUCCCAGGGUCCUGGGAUGGAGCUCUGCCCUGCUCAGCGGGGAGCCUGCUUCUCCCUCUCCCUCUGCCUGCUGCUCCCCCUGCUUGUGCCCCAUCCCCUGUCAAAUGAAUAAAUAAAAUCUUAAAUAAAAUAAAAAUAAAUAAAUAAAAUCUUAAAAAAAAAAAAGCAGUGGAGAAUGGAUGGGCUAGUCAAACAAUGGAACAGUAGGGACAACUGGUUAACCAUAAGGUAAACAGUAAAAUUAGAUCUCUGAUGCCACACACACACAAAAUUCCAGAUGGAUUAAAGCCCAUGUGUGGAAAACACAUCUUAAACACUUACAUUCCUACUGGAUUAUAAGCUCCUUAAAUUAGAUGUGUCUUGCACAAUUGUGUAUUUAAUCCUAUUUAGUAUAUACAAACACUUAGAUGAUAGAAAAUAAUUAUAAUCUGAAUAUCUAUGAUCUUAGUAUAGGCAAGGAUUUCUUACACAGUAUACAAAACAACACAAGCUAUAAAAGAUAAAAUUGAUAAAUCUGAUAACACUAAAAUUAAAAAUGCCUAUGAAACGGGAAACUCCACAAUUAAAGUGAAAAGACAAGCCAAAAAAACAAAACAAAACAGGAAAAAGGACAGAUUUGGGAUGAAGAAAAAGAAAAUGGGUAAAUGACAAAAACAGGUAAUUCAGAGAACAGAAAACCUAGAGAGCUGAUAAAUGCAUGAAAAUGCUUAGUCUCACUAGUAAUCAGGGAAAUGCAAAUUAAAAUAAGAUAUUUCAUAAUUAGAUUGGGCAAAAUUUAAAAAUCUGAUACAACCAAGUGUGCAGAUGAAUAUAUGGGAAAAUACAAACCCUUAAUGCUCUCACAACCCACUGUGGAGAGCAAGUGGAAAUAGCUAGUUAGGUUGAUGAACUUUUAGGAGUCUACCCUAGAGAAAUUCUUACACAGUGCACUGAAGAGACAUUUAAGAAUGACAACUACAGGGGGUGCCUGGCUGGCUCAGUUGGUGGAGCAUGUGACUCAAUCUCGGGGUCAUGUGUUUGAGACCACGUUCGGCAUAAAGAUUACUUUAAAAAAAAAAAGGACAACUACAGCACUGUUUAUAAUAGAAAAAAACAACACAAUAAUUAACUGUUCCUUAGUAGUGAAUAAACUGGUUUAAUUACACAAUGGAAUUUAUAAGUAGUUAAAAUGCAUUAGCUCUAUAUGUAUCAAAGGGUACUUCUCAAAAGCCACCUUGAAUUUAAGAAAAAAGGCAAGUUGCACAAGAAUAGGUAUAGUAUAUUAAAAAAAAAAGAACUCAUAUUAUUUUCCAAAAUCUUUCCUGAAUAAAGGGACUGUUUAGUCUAACCCCUCAAACAGGCAGUGUUCCUUCUUCUAUCUGCACUGGAAUCCUACUCAUCCUUUAAGGAUCAAUUUAUAUGCCACUUUCUUCAAGAAGCUUUCCUUGAUUACCUCAAUCUGAAGAGAUUAUUCCUUGUCUAUCCUUCCACAUUGUUUGGUUUAUAUCACCUAUGUGACAGGAAUCGCACACUGCUUAAAAUGUGCCUAUUUUUGCAUGUCUCACAUCUACUACAGUAUGAGUUCCUUAAGGUUAAAGGCACUACCUCACACAAGUGUGUAUUCAACUUAAUACAGUCACAGCGUUGGAUGAAAGCAAUAAAACGGGGGCGCCUGGGUGGCUCAGUCAUUAAGCGUCUGCCUUCAGCUCAGGUCAUGAUCCCAGGGUUCUGGGAUAGAGCCCCGCAGGGGGCUCCCUGCUGGGCGGGAAGCCUGCUUCUCCCUUUCCCACUUCCCCUCCUUGUGUUCCCUCUCUCGCUGUCUCUUUCUUUAUCAGGUAAAUAAAUAAAAUCUUAAAAAAAAAAAGCGAUAAGUUUAAUAAGACACGGUUCCUGUCUCAAGGACGUUAUGAACUUACGAUGCAGUAGAGGGAGACAGAGACAUAAACUAAUGAUAAGAGUUAUAAAAGCAGCAUAAACAGACCGCUAUGGAUAACAAAAGAGGGACUGUACCCCGCACAACGCCCUGCAAAAGCAGGCAUUCACUAUGUAUAUUAGUCUAAUUUAUCGGUGGAGACCAAGGGAAGAGGGAUGCUUGCUGCGACGGCAGAGACGGGCAAUAGGAACAAGUUGCGAUGGAAGUGGGUUUUGUUUCCCCCCCCUUCAGGCAACGCGAUCGGGUGCGAGUUUGAUGGGAAAAGUCGAAGAAAUUAGGGGGCAGG